GAGAAAUUUGUAGAAUUUUAUAUAAUAUAAGUAACAUACAAUCGUAAACAGAUAUUUAUGAAGUGCAGAUACAAAUAAACAAGAAUUUAACAGUUAAUUCGUUAUCAUAUAUUUAUAGUCAUGUUUCAGAAUCAGGUGGUAUUGACGCGCGAGCGUCGUCGCUUUGGCCGCCAAUGCGUCUUCGAGGAUCGCAACGAGCUAAUGGUCAGCGUACAUCCGAGCAGUCGUCUGCGCCUCAAAUAUAUCAUGGGUAAUCCGCAGACACGUGGCAUGCAGCUAAGCUCCGUGAUGGCAUUGAGUGAGGUGGAAACGGAGAAUGCAACCUACGAUGAGCAUGGUAUGUUUCAUUAUGAGGGCGGCUGGCCCAAGGAGGUGAACAUGAACGACGAGGAGCAAACGCUGCGUCAUCGCAAGAAGGUCGAACGUGAUGAUGCUUGGGGCGAUGAGGUCAAGGAGCUCAUUAGGACCACAAUGAAUACAGCUCGCCAAAACAAUGCCAUUAACAUAUAUGAUCAUUUCUUUGAUGAUCUGCCACACGAUAUGGGUCGCACCAUUUGCAUGCCCUUCAAGUCACGCACCAUCAACAUUAUUCACGACAUGUGGCAGCCACAGCGUCACAUGGCCGUGAUCAAUUGGAUGCCGAAUGAAAACAGACAGAUCAUGACCCAGUAUAGCAAUCUGUAUACAUUGAGAGGCGAGAACCGUCGCAUGGUCACCAAUGAUGAUAGCAAUGGCAGCACCAAUGCCUUCUACGUCUGGGAUGUUAAGAACCCCAUUAAGCCCUUGUAUUACUAUGACAGCCCGGAGGUUAUAUCGUGCGCCAAGAUCUGUCCCAAGGAGGAGAACAAUAUGGCAGCUGGCACAUAUACGGGCAAGGUCUGCAUUUGGGAGACCUUCGAGAGUGGCAUGUGCAUCAGUACGUGCCCCAUGGAGGCGGCACAUCGUGAGCAAACUUCUUCCCUGACUUGGGUGUAUUCCAAAUCGAAUACAGAAUUCUACUCGGCCUCUUUGGAUGGUUCGAUCAAGUUCUGGGACAUUCGAGAUCUCAAGAUGCCAGCCAAUGAGAUCGUUCUCGAACCGUAUACGCGCAAUCGUCAAAACCGUCAGAAUGCUCACGGCUGCACAGUUCUGGAGUUUGAAUAUACCAUUCCGGUUCGUUUUAUAGCUGGCACCGACAUGGGCAGCGUUUUCGUGGGCAAUCGCAAGGGUCUGAAUCCCGUCGAGAUGCUCGUCGGUAGUUUCAUGAUCUGUGCCGGGCCGAUUCGCACGAUCCAUCGCAAUCCGUUCUUCGUGAAGAAUUUCGUCAUUGUCGGGGACUGGCGUGCGCGCAUCUGGUGCGAGGAGGUCAAGAAUCGUCCGAGUACCAUGUACGUGAAGAAGCGCUCGCAGCUAAUGUGCGGCGCCUGGAGCAGUGGACGCGCCUCCUUGUUUGUCACUGGGGACAUUGAUGGCGUUGUUGACUUUUGGGACUUCCUAUUGAGCCAACGCAAGCCCAUCUAUAGCAUCAAUUUCCGUUCAACCAUCACGGCCGUUGUCUUUCAGCCGGGCGGGCAGCAUUUGGCCAUUUCGCUGGCGAAUGGCGAUACGCAUAUCAUGAAUCUGGACGAGGCCAUGAAGAAGACCACCAGCAAGGAGAAGGCACUCAUGGCGGCAAUGUUCGAGCGGGAGAUUACACGCAGCAAGCUGCUGGAGGCGCGCGUUGAUGAGAUCAAGCUGCGUCGUCGCACACUCAUUAUGGAGGAGGAGGAACGCCAGUCGAAGGCCGCCGCCAUCGUUGAGGAAGCACCGCCAGUGGUGCCCGACCUAGAGCUGGAUCCCGACAAUCCCGAUCAGUUCAUCAAGAUGAUCGAGUCCGACGAACAGUUUCGCGUGGCUCUGGCCACGUUCCACGAGACCCUCGAGGCUGUCGAUCGCAAGCGGGCCGCCGAAAAGAAAGUCAUGGAGCGUACCGACUUCGAGCAGCUCUACUUGGACAAUCUGGCCGAGCAGGCCAAGCUCGAGGAGGCACGCAAGAAACGUCCCGGCUCCAUAACCUCCAAGGAGGCCAGAGAAAUGCGCGCGGCCAAGGCCAAGGCCAAGGCAGCAGCGGCCAAAGCAGCAGCAGCCAAAGGCAAAAAAUAAUCCACUAAAUCUCUGUUCUCUCUGUUCGC
Molecule: messenger RNA, 2150 nt
Organism: Drosophila arizonae
Lineage: Eukaryota; Metazoa; Arthropoda; Insecta; Diptera; Drosophilidae
Product: dynein intermediate chain 3, ciliary
Biological process (GO): cilium movement; outer dynein arm assembly
Cellular component (GO): outer dynein arm
Molecular function (GO): dynein heavy chain binding; dynein light chain binding
Source: RefSeq, a predicted model, not a curated record